AUGGCUCCCAUGGCUCAGAACAACGUAAAGAGCCUUCUGUCGCGACGAUACUACUGCUACGAUGACGGCACCUGUUACAACUACUCUGGCUGGCACUGGUGGGGUCGCUGGGUGUUCCUCGGCCUCAUCAUCCUCUUCUUCCUCGCCCUGUUUCUACUCCUGUGUGUCCGCAACCGCCGCCGCCGGACCCAGGGCAACGCUCCGAUGUACGGCACCGGCUGGAUGGGCAACUGGGGCCACCCUCAGUACCCACCGCCGCAGUACAGCCAACAGCCUCCUGUCGGCGCGCAAUACACCGGUGGCACCUACAACAGCAACCAGGGUUACUAUGCAAACAGCGACGUGCCGCUGCAGCAGCCAUCCCACUCCUACGCCCCAACACGUGGCGAUGCUGGCGACGACUAUGCUCCGCCGUCGGGUCCACCGCCACGCAAGAAUUAA
This is a messenger RNA of Grosmannia clavigera kw1407, 441 nucleotides long. RefSeq lists its product as uncharacterized. Gene Ontology annotation, cellular component: intracellular membrane-bounded organelle. Gene Ontology annotation, biological process: vesicle-mediated transport. The transcript has 2 exons. The record is from RefSeq and is a predicted model, not a curated record. Bases 1 to 441 code for a protein of 146 amino acids. Lineage: Eukaryota; Fungi; Ascomycota; Sordariomycetes; Ophiostomatales; Ophiostomataceae.